Molecule: messenger RNA, 1841 nt
Organism: Nymphaea colorata (pocket water lily)
Lineage: Eukaryota; Viridiplantae; Streptophyta; Magnoliopsida; Nymphaeales; Nymphaeaceae
Product: 3-dehydroquinate synthase, chloroplastic
Exons: 8
Coding region: 137-1516 (459 amino acids)
Biological process (GO): aromatic amino acid biosynthetic process
Cellular component (GO): cytoplasm
Molecular function (GO): 3-dehydroquinate synthase activity
Source: RefSeq, a predicted model, not a curated record
GUGGCGGAGCUGAUGGCUGACGACGACCCCGGCCCUAAGAAAAGUCGAUGCGGCGGGAGUUGCAGAGGGAAGAAGGAGGAGGAGGAGGAGAGCGCUGAGAACCCUCGACUCCCUCGUCUCUCGAAAUCCUAUCUCCAUGGCGGCGAUUGCCAACCACAGCGUCGUUUCUUCGUCGGGCUGCAACACUCUGUCUCCUCUUCGUCGCCGCGGGUCGAAGGGCGUCUCGCUUCGUUUUCACGAUUCCCACGGGGAUCGUCCCUCGCUUCGGUCGUCGUCCUUCAAUCCUCGUUUUCCUUCUUCGAAUUCGUCUAUUCAUCUUUCCGUGGGAACUCGAAGGACUUGCGUCGAGCCGGUGAGGCUUUCGGCGAGUUCCGCCCAGACGAUGGAGCCCGCGAAGCCUGUUUCGAGCCCGACGCUCGAGACGAUCGUGGACGUUGAUCUGGGGAGCAGGAGUUACCCUAUCUACAUUGGGUCCGGCCUUCUUCGCGAGCCUCAGUUUCUUCAGAGGCAUGUUAAGGGGAAGAGAGUCCUUGUUGUGACAAACACCAAAGUUGCUCCUCUGUAUCUUGACAAAGUCGUAGACGCCUUAACACGUGGAAACUCGAACGUUUCAGUUGAUUCUGUAGUUCUACCAGAUGGGGAGAAGUAUAAAGACAUGGACACUCUGAUGAAGAUUUUCGACAAGGCCAUUGAGACUCGUUUGGACCGCCGUUGUACAUUUGUCGCUCUUGGAGGUGGUGUGAUUGGUGAUAUGUGUGGUUAUGCUGCUGCAUCUUUCCUCCGUGGUGUUAACUUCAUCCAGAUUCCAACUACACUUAUGGCUCAGGUCGAUUCUUCCGUUGGUGGUAAAACUGGAAUAAAUCAUCGGCUUGGGAAAAACCUAAUUGGUGCCUUUUACCAACCACAAUGUGUGUUAAUAGAUACAGACACAUUGAAUACGUUGCCUGAUAGAGAACUAGCUUCUGGGAUUGCUGAAGUCAUCAAGUAUGGUCUGAUCAGAGAUGCACCCUUUUUCGAGUGGCAAGAGAAGAAUAUGCAGGCUUUAUUAGCGAGGGAUCCAAGUGCUUUGGCAUAUGCCAUCAUGCGUUCAUGCCAAAACAAGGCAGAGGUUGUCUCAGAAGAUGAAAAGGAAAGUGGAAUGCGUGCAACUUUGAACUUGGGCCACACAUUCGGGCAUGCUAUAGAAGCAGGUUUGGGAUAUGGCGAAUGGCUUCAUGGUGAAGCUGUUGCAGCUGGAAUGGUUAUGGCUGUCGAUAUGUCACACCGCCUUGGCUGGAUUGAUGCUUCAAUUGUGGAGCGGGUCAUGCAUAUCACAAAAGAAGCUAAGCUCCCUACCGCACCUCCAGAUGGGAUGACGGUUGACACAUUUAAGAAUUACAUGGCUGUUGACAAGAAGGUUGCUGAUGGACUGCUGAGGCUAAUUCUUUUGAAGGGAUCACUUGGCAACUGCGUUUUUACUGGAGAUUAUGACAGAAAGGCCCUCGAUGAGACGCUUCGUGCCUUCUGCAAGUCCUAGUUUCUUGCCACGACGAGAUUGAGUCUGUAUGUUGAAGCUACUUCUCCUGUGAUCUAGGAAAAUUCUUGCAUGUUUAAGUUGCAACUGAGUUGUGCCUGAAAAUGUAAAGGAAAACGCAUGCUUGACCAUCGUCAUCCGCCCUUGUCACCCUGGUUACUACCAGGUCCUUUUCGAGUAUUCAGCUCAUUUUAGGAAUAACAGCAACGCCUGAAAUCCUGGGUUUAUGUAAUCGUACUGAAGCCUUGGUCUUCAGUCUCCUGUAUCAAGUUCCCUCCCUCAUGUUUCCAAGAAGUUGCCAGUCAAUCAAAAAUUCGAGAUUUAGAUA